Humulus lupulus (European hop) is the source of this 1034-nucleotide messenger RNA. RefSeq lists its product as uncharacterized. The record is from RefSeq and is a predicted model, not a curated record. NCBI's taxonomy places the organism in Eukaryota, Viridiplantae, Streptophyta, Magnoliopsida, Rosales, Cannabaceae. The transcript has 5 exons. Bases 299 to 790 code for a protein of 163 amino acids.
AGAUGAAUGUCUGGAAGUUUCUUUUGACAUAUCUUCUUUCACCAGCUACUCUCCGCCUUAACCCAUAGAUAUUUUUUGUUCUCUCUCUCUCUACCCCACUUUCCUUCUCUUCUCCUCUUUCUUAUUUUUAUCUUCAUUAAUUUUCUCUCUCUUCCUCUGAUAUUCUCUCUCGCAUUUUGGCCCCAUUGUGGUUCUCCAUGGUCUGAUCAAAUUUCAAGCAGGUUUUUUCUCAGCUUUUGGAUUUGGUAUUGAGGAGGAGCCUAACGAGUUUGAAUACGUGUAUUUUUUUCACCGUUUGAUGGAUCGGGAAGGCGUAUCCAACGGUGGAUCUUGCUACUACGCCGUUCUCGGAAUUCGUAGGGAUGCCUCCGACUCCGAUGUCCGUACAGCCUACCGGAAGCUUGCUCUGAAAUGGCACCCGGACAGAUGGGCUCAGAAACCGAACGUUUCCGGAGAAGCCAAACGACGGUUUCAGCAAAUCCAAGAAGCUUACUCCGUCCUUUCGGACCAGGCCAAGAGAUCAAUGUACGACGCAGGGCUAUACGAUCCUCUGGAGGAAGAAGACGAAGACUUUUGUGAUUUCAUGCAAGAGAUGAUAUCUAUGAUGAAUAAUGUGAAAGACGAGGGUGAUAGCUUUGAGGAUCUCCAGAAGAUGUUCGCGGACAUGGUCGGUGGAGAUGGAAUGGGGUUUGACUUCAACAUUAAUCCAACGGCCACCAAGAGACCACGUGGAAAUGCAUCCUCUAUAAGUAGCGCAGCCAAGCGGAAGACCAACGCGUCUCGCUGCUAAUGCGUGCGUGGCGCCGUGUAUGCCCGCUUAAUUUACUUAAUACCCCAAUAGAUCUAACUCGAGGGGAAUUAGCUAUUAGUUGGGGUACUAAACGGGCAUUUUGGUUUUAUAUAUAUAUAUAUAUAUAUUUUUUUAAUUUGGUUGUUUAAAACAUUUGCUUUUUUUUAAAAAUUUAUUAAUAACUAAAAUCAGUUGGUCACUUUUUCCUUUUUUUUUUAAUAUAAUAAUAUUUUAUUUUGAUUGA